Limanda limanda (common dab) is the source of this 2481-nucleotide messenger RNA. It is a transcript of the gene npepl1, whose product is annotated as aminopeptidase like 1. NCBI's taxonomy places the organism in Eukaryota, Metazoa, Chordata, Actinopteri, Pleuronectiformes, Pleuronectidae. The record is from RefSeq and is a predicted model, not a curated record. The transcript is spliced from 12 exons. Gene Ontology annotation, biological process: proteolysis. Gene Ontology annotation, molecular function: metalloaminopeptidase activity; manganese ion binding. Bases 84 to 1655 code for a protein of 523 amino acids. Gene Ontology annotation, cellular component: cytoplasm.
GGUCUGGGCUCCACAGUGAACCAAAGCGGUCCGUCCACUUUCCCGCUGUCACUCCGCCUCUCUCUCUGUGGCAGGUCGCAAACAUGGCGAACGUGGUGCUGGAGUUCAAGGCUUCGGCCGGAGACUCGGAGCCGCCCAGCCGCCCGGUGCUCAUCGUCGGGCAGCAGAGCAACCUGCAGCAGGUCACCUGGAGCCAAGUGAAGGGGAAGCUGCAGCCGCUCGUCAGCAAAGAGGUCUGGCAGGCAGCUCUGAAGGGUUUGAACCCAAACCCAACAGACAGCUGCCCCCUGUACCUGAACCAUGCUACGGUGGCUGCCCUUCCUUCGCGGGUCAGCAGACACAACAGCCCGUCUUCUGCCCACUUUUUGUCCCGUCUGGUCCGCUCCUGUCUGCCUGGAGGGAACACUCGCUGCAUCGUGAUGGUGUGCGAGCGUUCAGAUGUGUUUGCAUCUUCUUGUGCCAUCUCUCGGGCCUUCCCCGUCUUCUCUCGUCGCUCCUCAUCCUCACGCAGGGCUGAGAAAAAGCACGUCACUGUGGAGUUUCUGAUCGUUGGACAAGAGAGCAGUGCCCUGGGUGUCGCAGAGCUUGAGUGUCUCUCCAAUGCUGCGGAUGGAGUGCGCCUGGCAGCUCGCAUUGUGGACACACCGUGCAAUGAGAUGAAUACAGAUCACUUCUUGGAUGAGAUCAAGGCUGUGGGAACUGAACUUGGAAUCACUCCAGUGAUCAUUCGUGGAGAGGAAUUGAAACAAAGAGGGUUUGGAGGUAUCUAUGGAGUUGGAAAGGCAGCAGAGCAUCCUCCUGCAUUAGCCGUCCUGAGCCACACACCAAAUGGUGCGACCCAAACCAUUGCAUGGGUGGGGAAGGGCAUUGUGUAUGACACUGGUGGACUCAGCAUCAAGGGAAAGACUACAAUGCCAGGAAUGAAGAGAGACUGUGGUGGAGCUGCUGCUAUUUUAGGAGCUUUUAAAGCUACUAUUAAACAGGGCUUUAAGGAUAACCUCCAUGCAGUGUUUUGCCUUGCAGAGAACUCCGUUGGCCCUACAGCCACACGACCUGAUGAUAUCCACACUCUCUACUCUGGAAAGACAGUGGAGAUCAACAACACUGAUGCCGAGGGCAGGCUGGUGCUGUCUGAUGGGGUGGUGUAUGCCAGCAAAGACCUGUCGGCUGAUAUUAUUCUGGAUAUGGCAACUCUGACGGGGGCACAGGGGAUCUCCACAGGUAAGUACCAUGCAGCUGUGAUGACCAACAGUGAGCAAUGGGAGGUUGCGUGUGUGCGUGCAGGACGCAGCAGCGGAGAUCUCGCUCACCCUCUGGUUUACUGCCCCGAGCUGCACUUCAGCGAGUUCACCUCUGCCAUGGCUGACAUGAAGAACUCAGUGGCAGAUCGGGAGAACGCACAGAGUUCCUGCGCCGGUCUCUUUAUUGGCUCCCACUUGGGCUUUGAUUGGUCCGGCGUCUGGGUCCAUGUUGACAUCGCCUCUCCUGUUCACAUUGGGGAGCGUGCCACAGGAUUCGGCGUUGCUCUGCUCAUGGCGCUCUUCGGUCAGGCAUCGGAUGACUCCAUGCUGAACCGCGUCUCUCCCCUGGGCGCAGCCUCCAACAUGACUGAAGACCCGAUGGAGCGUGACUGCAAAAGACGGAGACUGGUGUAGAACACGCCAAGCGGUUCUCUCCCUUACUCCGGCUGCUCUGCUGCCACCACCACACACCCAAACUGCCGACUCCAGCGCUCCUCAAUGUAACAUUUAACAUUUAAAACUGAAUCAACUGUGUUUGAUUAAAUUUGAACCGAUUUUAAAAUUGGCUGAAAAAAAAUAGAUAACCAUCAAUUCAUCAGAUAUGUAAUACAUGAUAAGAAAACGCAGGCCAUCAUUUGUCCUCAUGACGCUGCACUUCUCUGCACUGAUCGCCUCCGCAGCUUCUCCAUUUUUCAGUUGCUUUUGAGGAAGAUGCAUUGAUUGUCAUGAGAUCUGAAAAAGCAGGUGGUUUACAUUUAUGUCCGAGUUCAUUCAGAUCAUAGUGACUGUUCAACUUUUGUAUUUUAUGGCAUUGGUUCUUUGUCAUUGGUGUUUUACAGUUAAGGAUUUUACCACCUGAAACAAAAAACCUUGUUUUAAAAUAACCACCUCAACAGCAGGUAUCGUUGUCUGGUGACACUAAAUUUAGGAUUAUGCCAUAUUUUGUCUAAGACAUGUGGAAUAAUACCGUUUCCUGGUCAGUAAAACUGGACAUUUCCUUUUUUUUGUUAAACGCAGCACUUUGUUAUUUCCCUGUUAGCGGUUGGACUGCGUGAUCUCUGGACUAAAAUUGAGGAUUGAGUGCUUACUGCAGUUUUGAACAGUUUUACAAUUGUACCAGAUUAGUCAUUUACCCUGAAUGUUUCGUCAGCACAAAAAAGAUGUCAACGAAGUACUUUACAGAUUCCAGCGAAGUGUGAUGUUUUUUUCCACCCUUGUCAAUAAAGGAAGUGCCAUCUGA